UUAUACGGAAGUGCUACAGCAUGUGACCUGCUACUUUGACCUCCAGCAGAUCAAUAGUAACUACUCUAGCAUCUCCGCUGCAUUCUCGCGUCUACAAUGUCGAAAAUCCAAGGCGGUACGGUGGUCGAAGUUCAGGGCGACGAGAUGACGCGAGUCAUCUGGGAUCUCAUCAAGCAAAAACUCAUCACACCAUUUGUCGAGCUCGAUUUGAAAUCGUUCGAUCUGAGCAUUCAGAACCGCGAUGCAACCGACGACCGAGUGACGGUGGAGUGCGCCGAGGCAAUCAAGAAAUACAACGUCGGAAUAAAGUGCGCGACCAUCACUCCAGACGAGAAACGCGUGGAGGAGUUCAACCUGAAGAAGAUGUGGAAGUCUCCGAAUGGGACAAUACGCAACAUCAUCGGAGGCACCGUCUUUCGCGAGGCCAUCAUCUGCAAGAACAUUCCGCGUUUGGUGACCACGUGGAAAUUGCCCAUUGUGAUCGGACGCCACGCCUACGCUGAUCAAUACAGAGCCACCGACUUCGUCGUUCCCGGAUGUGGCACGGUCGAGAUCAGUUUCAAACCUGCUGAUGGAUCAGAAUGCGUGGUGCACACCGUCCAUCAGUUUGUGGAUGGAGGAGGAGUCGCUUUGGGAAUGUUCAACACUGAUGCAUCGAUUCGUGAUUUUGCGGAAAGCUCGUUUCGGGUCGCUCUCGACAGAGGCUGGCCACUCUACAUGAGUACAAAGAAUACGAUCUUGAAAAAAUACGAUGGCCGAUUUAAGGACAUAUUUCAAGAGGUGUACGAACAGCAAUACAAACAGAAAUUCGAGGCGAAGGGUAUCUGGUAUGAGCACAGGCUCAUCGACGACAUGGUUGCUUAUGCAUUGAAGUCGGAAGGUGGAUUUGUGUGGGCGUGUAAGAAUUAUGACGGCGACGUUCAGUCGGAUUCUAUUGCUCAAGGUUACGGCAGCCUCGGAAUGAUGACAAGCGUUCUUGUCUGUCCCGACGGUAAAACGCUGGAAUCCGAGGCGGCACAUGGUACGGUGACUCGGCAUUAUCGCCUUCAUCAACAAGGAAAGGAGACGUCGACCAAUCCGAUUGCAUCGAUAUUUGCCUGGACGAGGGGACUGGCGCAUCGAGCAAAACUUGAUAGCAAUCAUGCUCUGGAUAAAUUCUGUACAGCAUUAGAAAAGGUGUGCAUCGAGACCAUCGAGUCGGGUUCGAUGACAAAGGAUUUGGCUAUCUGCGUCAAGGGAUCAGCUAAUGUGAGUCAAGGUGACUACCUCAACACGUUUGAAUUUCUUGACAAACUGGCCGAAAAUCUACGAAAGAAAGCCAAACUCUAAUACUUAACAGUGCAACAUAGUCUUUUCGUGUUAUUUGAAUUGUGUUGCAUGUUUGAUUGAAGAACACAAGACGUUAUUGUCACGUGUACGCACGUGCAGUCUUAGA
Corticium candelabrum is the source of this 1435-nucleotide messenger RNA. RefSeq names its product isocitrate dehydrogenase [NADP] cytoplasmic-like. The transcript has a single exon. Gene Ontology annotation, cellular component: peroxisome; mitochondrion; cytosol. The record is from RefSeq and is a predicted model, not a curated record. Gene Ontology annotation, biological process: isocitrate metabolic process; NADP+ metabolic process. Lineage: Eukaryota; Metazoa; Porifera; Homoscleromorpha; Homosclerophorida; Plakinidae. Gene Ontology annotation, molecular function: isocitrate dehydrogenase (NADP+) activity; magnesium ion binding; NAD binding. The coding region runs from base 97 to 1329 and encodes 410 amino acids.